UCUUUUGUUGUACUUCAGGUGAAGGUAAAAGCUCACGAGCUUCGCGGGAAGAAAAAGGAAGAGCUUCUAAAGCAGCUUGAUGAACUCAAGACUGAGUUGUCACAAUUGGAAGUUGCUAAGGUGACAGGAGGAGCUGCUUCCAAACUCUCUAAAAUGUAAGUUCAUUUUAAAAUCACACUGCUUAAGUUUUCAUGUGAUCUUUGUCCAUCUCUAGCCAUACUUUUAUUCCACUCACUUGAAGCCUCUCAUUCAAACCUCCUGUAAUGACAACCUCUCUGCCACAGCUGUGUGGCUAUAAUAUUGUGCCAAUAAUAUUGUAAAGCUGUUACUGGGGUUUCAGUAAUCAGUAAUCAGUGCAUUGCUGACAGAAAGAGUAACUGUGGACAACUGCCGUCUGCUAAUAACUCUGUCUAUCGUCUUUAGUUACCUAAAGUAACAUUACCUGUUUAGGGCUUGAAAUAAUGUCCAGUCAAUGGACAAUAGGCCCAUUCAUAUGAGGAAAAAUAAGACGCGUCUUACAUAAGAUGCGUCUUACAUAAGACGCGAACUUUCCGUAUAAACGGCACAUUUCGUCUAAAAUAAGACGCGGUUUAGCUAAGACGCAUCUUAUUAGAUAAGACAUGCUCGUAUAAAUGGUACAGUUCGCGUCUUAUGUAAGACGCGUCUUAUUUUUCCUCGUAUAAAUGGCCCUAAUGUCUGUGGCCAAGAUGAUCAUUUGUCCUAGCCUGUUCCAGGCUCCAAGAUAGUGGCAUCUGCAGUGAUCCAUCUAGAAACAGGCAGUAGUGAGUCCAGAGACUCGCACAGCCAAAAACCUGUGAGUCCCUUAGACAUAAGUGUGAGUCCCAUACUCAGGAGUUUGAGUCCCACAUGGUCUUACACCCAUCAGUGUAUGAGUUGUACCUAUGAGGAACACUUACAAAUCAAAAGAGGUGUUUGUUUCCAUAUAGUUACUUUCAGUCUUUGACAUAUUAAUGAAUAACUUUCUACAGGGAGCAAUCUCAAAUCUAUUUCUUACAUUUGAGCUCAUAGAUCCGCCUGUCCUUCCCUUUGUGCCAUUUUCCAGUGCACAAUCAAAAUUGAAUUUGGCUCUUUCUGGACCAAGUUUUACUCUGAUGAGCUAUGUCGUCAAGCCCCAAAUCAUGAAGAAGUGCCAGUAGCAAUUUGAAUUUUACUAGCGGGAUACUUGCCAUACACAGCCACUGUACACACUUGAAAAGCACCAGUAUGGCUUUAUUCUGCUUUGUUUCGCCUUUUCUUUGGGCUUCCUUGAAUGACUUUCUUAUCUCAGGGCUGUGGAUGCUGCUGUCAACUCUCCCAGGUAAUGCGGGAGACUCCAGAUUUUGAACCGUACCUCCCGGUCUCCAGAUUAGAGUCUGAAAUCUCCCUAAUAAUCACCAAAGUUUGCCAUUUCUUGUAGACUCGACUUUCUGACGAUGAAAUUUCGAAUAUUUUGCAUUGUUUGAGCUAUUUUAUUAACAUUGAACAUUUUCUUUUAAACUCCGGUAUGCCAUUAAAAUAUAAGCAAUAACAUGAUUGGUGGCAAGUAAACCAAUCAGGUCAAAUGUUACAAUUCCAACAACAUCUUUUGGCGAAAUGACGUCAUGGGCAGUGCAUUAUGACGUCAUCUACCAUUUCUCUGUAUUUGAAGACUUAAGGGGUUGACAGCCCUGCGUGGACAGCCGUUUUGUGUUCAAGGAGAUCAACAUGCAGAGUGAACACGUUGUUUUGAAAAUUUUGGCACUGGGCUUCCUUGCUCAUUCUGUUAGAUUUCCUUGUCUCUGUGCAGACUUUGCAGUACAUGCAAUUGCCAUUUUUUUUGUAAACCAUCCACUUACUUUUUCAGCCAGGGCUCAAAUAAUUUUCUUUCCUUGGAUUUAGCUUGUGCUGUUAUUGUCGCAUCAUCUUUUUUGAUUGCAGUUGCUGGUUCUUGUCCUUCUUUUUCUUGACAUUGAUUCUCAAAUGGGAGCUGUGUUUGCCCUUCCAGGCACAUAACUUUUUCCUUCUGAGUCCACCAAAGAAAAAUUAAAUUUUAAUGCAGUCAAUUUGAAUAACUCAUGUGCAAGCAACAGGACAAGAUAGAAAACAUGUGACGAGUCAAAGAAGAGACACUUCUGUAACCACUGACCAUGAACAGUGGGCCUGUGAUGGAGUUCGCUGAACAAUCACAUGCUACUUACUUGGCUAACUAUUGCAAAGUUUUUUGUAGAUAGAGAGGAAAAGACAUCAAGCCAUGAUCUUAAUAGAGAAAUGAUAAGUUUUUGCAUCCAAAGGGAUGCAUGCGGACUAAAUUUGCAUCUUUUUGGAAAUUUAUGAGUCUGAGAUGCGGGAUGCGCAGGUAGAUGGAUCACUGCAUCUGUGAAAUUGAGAAAGCGCAACACAAAGAUAAAAUGGGAGGAACUGGAGAGAGGAAGGGUUUUGCAUGAGAGGUCAUAUUUUAUACAACUCUUCUCCAAUGGGGAGGUGAAUAAGGGUGGAUAAAUACCAGGGUGUGCUGUGCACCCUGACAGGCAUAAUUGUUUUAGUAAAUCAGAUGAAUAAAAAUGAUAAUGUAUUUUUGUAAAUUAAUAAAAGUUUUUCAGGAAUACAAAUGUAUGUUUAGUGCAUUUUCACAAAUUGUUGCAAAUUCAGUAGGAAAAUAGUUCUCUACCCACCAGUAAACACUGGCAAGGCAAAUUUUGUCUUUUUCUUUGUAUUUGGUGCCACAGCUCCUCCUGGUUUUGGCUAAAAGUAUUUUUUCCAAAACUGUUGUGAGUAGAGACGUGAUAAAAAUGAUACUUUUUUUGUUACUUUUUUUUGUGACUAUUUUACCUCCAGUUUUUUUGGAAGUUCACGAGGUUUUUGAAUAAUUUGCCCCACUACUUAAACUAAAAGAAGCAUUUAGCUGUGUUUCAUGUGAGAAGGUUAUAAAAGUAAUACACCUGGCAUUUUUUUAAGUUUUUCAAAAUCCAAACAGUUUCAUUUCUGAUUACUUCUGAUGACAGUAUUUUGUCAGAUCUUCUUUCCUCGGUGGUGGCUGCUUGUUAUUGAAGAGUACACUAACUUGACUUUUACUGCCAAAUCAGCUUGCACAAUGAAUGGGAAAAAAUUAUUUCAAUUUCAUACAGGACAAACUUUGUGCCAGUCCUGUUUAUUACUUGUUUGGCAGUUGAACAUCACUGGCACUCUCGUAAUUGCUGCGGAGCGACCGUAGGGAGCGAGCAGCAACAUAAUCAGGAUUUAAGGGAAAUAUAUAAAGGGCGAACGAAUUCUCGAAUUCAUAACUUUUUACCACAAUGCAUUGCAUUUAACCACACUUUUUACCACAAUGCAUUGCAUUUAACCAGAGUGCAUUGCGCCACGAACAAGUCAAAUAAAAACACGGAGAAGUUCGCAUCGUUUGCUGCCCAGACUCAGAGUUUUCUUUGUAUCAAAUUUUCUACAGCACGGUUAGAGGUCUUACCAAAUUUAAGACACGCAGGAGUCUUUCAGAUGAGUACAAUGGUUAACUUGGGUAUUGGAUUUCAAUUCAAGAACCUUUGACUCAUCCAGGUCUUGAACCUGAUGAGAAGAUGAGUAUUUGCUCUUCGACUCCGCAACAUGGCGGAUAUACAAAUUCCAGCUUGCUGGAAGGUGAUGUGAAAGUGAGAAAAUGUCAUGCCAUGCUAUUCUUAAGAACCUGUAUGAGCCGAAAAUGGAUGUGAUUUUGACCAUUCGCUUCAAAAUAACAGCGGAAAUCGAGAUAACAAAACAUAUGUUUUGUGUCCUACGUUGCAGACGAGGACGUGUUUCGGCGUUUUGAAAAGCAUAAUUAUGUUCAUUCAUUCAUUGCCAUGGAAUAUGCGUUUACAUUGUUUUUUUGCUGCUAAUAGCUCGAUUAAUGCGGCUGGCGAUCAUCUUGCCAGCGGAAGUUUCACGGAAAAGGAAUUAAAUUAAAGACUUCUCCCAAUAUCACGUGUCUAGUCUCUGUGGUGUAGUGGUGAGGUGUAGUCACUUCGAGCCGAUGGUGCUGGGUUUGAGUCCUUCCGAACUCUUUUUUUUCCUUCUUUCUUUUUUUUUUCUGUUUUUUGUGUUGUUGUUUUCUAUAAAUAUAUAGCUAAAUAACUGUUACUUAAUAAAGUGCAACAGGAGCCCAUCAACAGCAAGAAAAGUAUCAUGUUUCAAGAGAAAAGAUAGUACACCCUAUAUUAAAAAUAUGGAUAAACAAUCUGAAUUUCUAUCAUUUCCUACAAUUUACAGUGGGAAAACCAGAGUUGAUAACCACUUGAUCAUUUUUAAAACAACGUUCCCACGAGUACUUUCCAACAUGUAAAUAGGACAUUCAAUGUCAUUUUCGAUUCCUUUAAGUCCCAUUGCCUAACUAAUGCCUCUUUUAGAUACCCUAGUUAUUGUUUAGAUACCUUACUUCAGUACAUUGUUACUGAUAGAAUUACUUUUGUUGCAGAAAACUUGUACGAAAGUCCAUUGCUCGUGUUUUGACUGUCAUCAGCCAUUCUCAGCGUGAGAACCUGCGAAAGUUCUACAAAACCAAGAAAUUUAAACCUCUUGACCUCAGGCCCAAGAAGACCCGUGCUAUGAGGCGUGCCCUCACCAAGCAUGAAGCCUCUCUGAAGACCCUGAAACAGCAGAAGAAGCUAACACACUUCUCACUUAGGAAAUAUGCUGUGAAGGAGUAA
Porites lobata is the source of this 4652-nucleotide messenger RNA. Lineage: Eukaryota; Metazoa; Cnidaria; Anthozoa; Scleractinia; Poritidae. The record is from the annotation of a GenBank genome assembly.